Messenger RNA from Plasmodium vivax (malaria parasite P. vivax), 4236 nucleotides. RefSeq lists its product as hypothetical. Bases 1 to 4236 code for a protein of 1411 amino acids. NCBI's taxonomy places the organism in Eukaryota, Apicomplexa, Aconoidasida, Haemosporida, Plasmodiidae. The record is from RefSeq and is a predicted model, not a curated record. Gene Ontology annotation, molecular function: protein binding. The transcript has a single exon.
AUGUCACUAACGCUUUUUACUAAUGACAAGAGGAGAAAAUAUUUAGGCAGCAACAGACCAGAAGGUCGCGUAGGACAUUCCCUACAUCAUUACUAUGAGUUAACUGCAACGGAGGAUGUGAGUGGUUCGUCGGGAAGGGACGACGAUGAAGAGACGGACCAGAUGAACGAAGCACACCAGAUGAGUGAAGCACACCAGAUGAGUGAAGCACACCAGAUGAACGAAGAACACCAGAUGAGUGAAGCACACCAGAUGAACGAAGCACAUCGGAUGGACGAUGCCUACUCGUACGCGAUAAAGUCUGGGUUUAUUUCAACUCGGGAGGAAUGCAAAUGUGGACGGGCCGAAACAAGCGGUAGAAAUGGUGGAGUUGAUGCUAAAGGAGAACUGCGGGAGGGAGAAGAAUCCGCUAAAGGUGGUAACCCGGAGGAGGCAUACACAGAAGAGAAGUUAUUCACCCAACGCCCUAACAGUGGGAACCAUUACAUAAGCAAUGACGACCAUCUGGGUAGCAUGCCCUAUGGGGGGAAGAAGGGUUACCAUAAUAGGUUCAUCCAUGGGAGGCAUAAAGUGGUGCUCUUCGGGGGAGGGCUACCAGAAGAGGAGUUUGUAAAAAAUUACGCAAACGGAUGUGUACAAGCCAAGGGUGAUGAAGAAGAUGGUGGCUACAGCAAGUACAGCGUGAUGACAGUGGAGAAUUCUCUACAAAAAACAUUUAAUGAUCUAUACAUUUGUGAAGAAGAAAAUGACGAUUUUGAAACCUGGGUAAAUGUGAAGACGCAUAAUGUGCCUGAAGCGAGGGCAUUCCACGCGUCGUGUAUUGUGAACUUGGGGUUAAGUGGCGUUUUUUUGUUUAUCCACGGGGGGAAGGUGAAGAAUGACGCGCUCGCGGAUGACCGGCUGUGUGCCUUGAACUUGAGCAAAGUUUCGUAUCGCGCAGGGGGAAGCAGGGGCGGCAGCGGAGAAGCGGAGGGAAGGGACCGAAGUGACAACAGCGAUCCCAGCGACAACAGUGACAGCCCCAUGGGAGAGGAAAACAACGAGCACAACCAGCCCGAGUGUAAUGAUCACCCGGAUGAAUCCGAGGGAGAGCAUCUUCCAGAAGGCAACCCUAUGAGGGAGAACCAACAUGGCCUCGCUAACAAUGCGGUUAUGAAAGAGGAUCGGAAUGGAGGGGACGAGCAGGGCGACCCCCCAAAUGAGGGCCCCCAAAAUGGUGUAGCAAAAAAGGAAGCAGAGUUGGAGGAAAAAGAAGAAGAAGAAACGUUUGGCGAGCCCCUAACUGGGAGAAGCAAAAAUUGUGAAGACCCAGUGGGGGAAGCCAAAUGGAAGAACAGCACUCAUCAUCCUGGUGAGAAAGGCAACCCCGACGUGGAUGAUGGCCCUCCUUACCUGAAGGAGGAAACGUGUAGUGAUGCAAAGCCAGAUGCGGCAAGGUUAGCGUCAAAGUUAACGGCUCCCCCCCAAGAAAGAAACGCUUUAGCCAAUCAGAAGAAGCGGAAGUGGUCGUGUUCGUCAUCCCACUUGUGCUCCGCCUCGAGCGGGUCAGGGUCCAGCGAGUCUGCCUCUAGCGGGUUGGCCUCCCCCUCCUCAUCAUCCUCUUCUUCCAACUCGUUGCCCCCGUGCGACUCGGGUUUUUUCCGGCCCAGCUACUACCGCACAGGAGAUAACCAAUUUGACGAAGAAGAUGAAGAUGUUCUUGUGAAUUCGCGAGUGCCAGUAAAAAGUUUGCUGCUCAGGCGAAACAACUCCUCGUGUGGUAGUGCCUCUUCCCCCUCGGAGGAAGACUCAGAUGUGGAAGCAGGGCACAAUGGGGAUUCCUCCCUCAAAAGGGUGAGGAGGACAUGGGUCCACAUACAAACAGUGGGUAGGAAGCCAAACAGCAGGUACGGACAUACCCUGGAUUUCCUCUAUCCCCAUCUGGUCCUAUUCGGAGGAAACGAACAUGUGUACGAUGAUGAGGAGAACUUUUUUUGUAAAAAUGACCUCUGGGUGUUGAACAUAAAAAAGGGGAAAACAAAAUGGGCAAAAUUGGGGAGGAAAAAAAUUCUAUACUUUCAUUGGCAAGAGGUGGAGUACCAAUCUGUAGACCCCCUGGGGAGAUACUUUCACGCCACCACCGUAUGGUAUGACGUAGAAAAUAAAACGAACAACUUAAUUUUGUAUGGGGGCAAAAUGAGAAAGAAGACGAGUGUGAGCAGCAGAUUGCUAGCUUUGCAGAAUUCUGGGAAUAAAUGGAGGUGGUCCAUUUUGCCUGUUUAUGUAGACCCCCUAAAUGAAAACAGAGCAUGUCACGCGAUGGUCUCCAUCCAAAAUCACAUUUUUAUAAUCGGGGGGGAGGAUUACACUUAUAAGUUUAUAGAGAAAAUGCCAUCCGCCUUAUACUCAUUUGAGUCAAAAAAAUUUCAGUACAUUAACGACUUCAGUGCGAAGGCCUGUUUAAAAUGUUUUGCAAAAAAUGAGACGAUUUACUCCUGGGGAGGAUUUACAGACGUACCAUGCAAUCAGAUUUUUUUCCCCAACAAUUUUGUUACCAUUGAUGUGAACCCCCAUGUGAUGUACAUACAGAUGAAGGAAGACCUUGCGGAUGAAUACGAUGAAAACAAUAACCUCGUUUUGAAGGAAGAGCCAGAUUCAGAUGAUAACAUUUACAAUCGCAUGAAUAAAAGGAUCUCGAAGGUGCAUAAUAGGAAGAUGGAGCUCGAGAAGGAUCUCCUCUACCAGAUAAAGCUGAAUGACAAUUUGAACUUUCGCAUAAAAUCGCAGAUGGUGCAGUACCAGAGGCUCGUGCAGCUGCUCAAUGUGAAGCAGACGCAGAACGCCCAUCUGAUCAACGCCUUCAAGCGCCAGAGCCUCCCCCUCGACGGUGUUGGCGGUGUUAGCGGCGUUGGCGGUGUUGGCGGUGUUAGCGGUGUUGGCGGUGUUAGCGGCGUUGGCGGUGUUAGCGGCGUUGGCGGUGUUGGCGGUGUUAGCGGUGUUAGCGGCGUUGGAGGUAUUAGCGGCGUUGGAGGUAUUAGCGGCGUUGGUAGUAGCAUCGGCGGCUGUGUUGGCGGUAGCAUUGGCGGUAGCAUUGGCGGAAGCAUCAGCGGAAGCGUUAGCGGCAGCGUCGCCGGGUGCCACGCCCUGCCGUAUGACGUACAUUCGGGAAUACACCACAUCGCCUCACACGACCUGCCGCACGGCUCGUACCACAGCCUGCACGAUGUGCCCCUGUACGACGCGAGCCCCAGCAUUGCCAUGAACAGCUGCAAUAUGAACAGCGUCAACCUGAGCAGCAUCAACCUGAGAAGCUGCAACCCGCACAGCUGCGCCCCCCACAGCUGCAACAACUACGCGCAUUACAACAGGGAGGACCUCUUCAAAAUGUCGAUGAGCGAGCAGGACAACUUCACCCACCCGAUGGCCGCAGACAUGAUGAAUACGAACGUCAGUGGGUUGCACAGCGAGUACGAAUGCAGUGUGGUGCCGCACAACGUGGAAGCGAGGCAAACAGGGAGCGAGCUGCCCGUGGCCGACGCAGACGCGUAUAAAAAUAUGCUGUCGAGUGAGAACGUCCGGAGCAUCCCCUACACGGAUUGCACGAAUGAGAAGGGAAACAAAAACGUGGAGGAGCAGUUGCCCUUUGAGGGCGGGGUAGCGCCGGAUCAGGCCGGUGCACCGAUCAACCAAGUGAGCGCAGCGGGCGAAAACCCCCCAUGUGGGGGGUACUACCCCAAUGAGGGACACCACCCCAGUGAGGGAUACAACCCCCCUUGCGAACCAGGCAGAAGUGCCCCCGGGAGUGCGCCGUUCCACACGUUUAAUGGCAUGUCCGAGCUGUGCGCCACCAAUGGAGGGCAGCUCCCCUGGGAUGGACAUACAAGUGGUUACUCCAACGGAGCAGGUCAUCCGUACAGCCGAAAGGAUCACCCUCCCGACAUGCCCAUGAAGAAUAGCACCCCUUUUGCGAAUGAUUAUUGCACGGGGAUGCCCCUGGAUGUGCCCACAAAUAACCUCCAGGCGAGUAGCAACAACGAUGGAAUUGGCAACCCGCCGUCCACACAGAGGGGCGUUAUUGGCAACGAAAAGGAAGGAAGCACCGCUACGGGCGCCAAGGACGAGAGUGUGCAAGCCCAGGCAGAGGGGAAUUGCACAAACAGGGAGGCGUCCAAUCAACGGGUGCGCCGAAAAACGGCCGCCAAGUGCUUGGAGCUGAUUGAGCAGGACAGGCUCAGCAGGAUGAUGAGUGAGAAGUAG